AACCUCCGCCAAAUCCCCACGAAACCGUCCUCCACCAUCACAAUGGCGACCACCUCGCGUCUCCUGCUCCUCCUCGCUGCCGUCUGCCUCCUCGCCGGCGCGGCGGACGCGCUCCGGCUGCCCCCGGACGCCAGCUUCCCGGGCGCGCAGGCGGAGCGCCUCAUCCGCGCGCUCAACCUGCUCCCCGGGGCGUCCUCCGGCCGCGGCGGCAAGGUCGGUGCGGGGGCAGAGGACGUCGCGCCCGGGCAGCUGCUGGAGCGCCGGGUCACGCUGCCCGGGCUCCCCGAGGGCGUCAGCGACCUCGGCCACCACGCCGGUUACUACCGCCUCCCCAACACCCACGACGCCAGGAUGUUCUACUUCUUCUUCGAGUCGCGGGGCAAGAAGGAGGACCCCGUGGUGAUCUGGCUCACCGGCGGCCCCGGCUGCAGCAGCGAGCUCGCCGUCUUCUACGAGAACGGGCCCUUCGCCAUCGCCAACAACAUGUCCCUCGUCUGGAACAAGUUCGGAUGGGACAAGAUCUCGAACAUCAUAUUCGUUGAUCAGCCCACCGGGACUGGGUUCAGCUACAGCUCCGACGACCGCGAUACCCGUCACGACGAGGCAGGGGUCAGCAACGACCUGUAUGACUUUCUCCAGGUCUUCUUCAAGAAGCACCCGGAGUUUGUAAAGAACGACUUCUUUAUAACUGGAGAGUCCUAUGCUGGGCACUACAUUCCAGCAUUUGCAAGCCGAGUUCACCAGGGAAACAAGAAAAAUGAGGGCACUCACAUAAACUUGAAGGGAUUUGCGAUCGGUAAUGGUCUCACAGAUCCAGCAAUCCAAUACAAAGCCUACACAGACUAUGCAUUGGACAUGAACCUUAUUCAGAAAGCUGACUAUGACAGGAUCAACAAAUUCAUCCCACCAUGUGAAUUUGCAAUCAAACUUUGUGGUACAGAUGGGAAAGCAUCUUGCAUGGCAGCAUAUAUGGUCUGCAAUACCAUCUUCAACUCUAUCAUGAAGCUUGUUGGUACAAAGAAUUAUUACGACGUUAGGAAGGAGUGCGAAGGGAAACUCUGCUACGACUUCUCAAACUUGGAGAAGUUCUUCGGCGAUAAAGCAGUCAGACAGGCGAUUGGAGUGGGUGACAUUGAAUUCGUCUCAUGCAGCACUUCAGUUUAUCAAGCAAUGCUCACAGACUGGAUGAGGAACUUGGAAGUCGGCAUCCCAGCUCUACUUGAGGAUGGGAUCAAUGUGCUCAUAUAUGCUGGGGAAUAUGACCUUAUAUGCAAUUGGCUCGGAAACUCAAGGUGGGUCCACUCCAUGGAAUGGUCUGGUCAGAAAGACUUUGCCAAAACUGCUGAAUCAUCGUUUUUAGUAGACGAUGCCCAAGCUGGAGUCUUGAAGAGCCACGGGGCACUCAGCUUCCUCAAGGUUCACAAUGCUGGCCACAUGGUUCCGAUGGACCAACCGAAGGCCGCCCUUGAAAUGCUGAGGAGAUUCACCCAGGGGAAACUCAAGGAGGCGGUUCCUGAAGAAGAGUCAUCUACGACCACGUUUUACACCGCGAUGUGAUCGUCAACACCGACCAAAAAGGGAAAAGAAACUGGCUAGGUAGCCUGCACGCGUCGCCCUUGCGGUCUCAAGGAGUGUCUGCUGUAGCUUCCUGUUUUCCAUGUAUCUUUUUCUCCGCUGUUUCAACUGGAUAUGUAGUCCCUAAUAACAAGAAAAGAAAGUUGCCCCCAAAAUGUAACUGCAGGAUGUAUGGUUUAUGAUGUUGAUGAAGGACGGAAUACACCAUGGGGGGCGAUGUUUGAGAGCCAUGCCUCAUGUUUUAAUCA
This is a messenger RNA of Aegilops tauschii subsp. strangulata, 1823 nucleotides long. Its product is annotated as serine carboxypeptidase 3. Gene Ontology annotation, molecular function: serine-type carboxypeptidase activity. Lineage: Eukaryota; Viridiplantae; Streptophyta; Magnoliopsida; Poales; Poaceae. Gene Ontology annotation, cellular component: vacuole. Gene Ontology annotation, biological process: proteolysis. The record is from RefSeq and is a predicted model, not a curated record.